Tribolium madens (black flour beetle) is the source of this 2624-nucleotide messenger RNA. RefSeq lists its product as uncharacterized. Bases 689 to 1966 code for a protein of 425 amino acids. Lineage: Eukaryota; Metazoa; Arthropoda; Insecta; Coleoptera; Tenebrionidae. The transcript has 7 exons. The record is from RefSeq and is a predicted model, not a curated record.
GUCGUGAAGUGUUGAACCACAUUCUCAAUUCUCCAGCGAUUAUUUGUUGAAAUGGGUUGUGUUCAUCUCUAACAAAUUUAUCUUGUAAUUUUGUGCACAAGUCUAUGGGUUUUUUGCCUUUUUUGCUACUGAUAAAGAAUGGUUUUGUUAAUUCCAUUAAAAUGGCUCUUUCCGGAUGUACGGGUUUGGGGCGCUGAAUAUUGAUUUUGCCUCUGAAACGUUUGGCUUGGACGAGGGGGCUCAAACGUUCAAAAAGGGCUAAAACUGUAAUUUAAAAGACAAAAUCAUGAAUCAGUAAUUUUAUUUACCUCCUCUGGCAACUAAAGCCAUUUUUUUUUAAUUAAUUAAGAAAAAUUUCAGAAUCAGGUGCUGAAGAACAUAACCUUCAAGUGUCAAAAGUGACAAUUGUAAUUUUGGUUGUAUAAACAACCGGCGUUAAAAAUCAAUAACAAGAAAAAAAUUGGAAAAGCACCGGACCUCAGGAUCAGCUCUUAAAUGUUGCUUUAAUUUUGAUAAAGUGGCGUCAUAAGUGAAUAAUUAAAUAGUUUUUGAAGGUUAAAUAAACGUGAACGUCGCUUAGCAACUUGCGGCGACGUCCAGCGUCUUCGGCGUCGUAGCAUACGAUGCUGUACAAAUGCCACAAGAAAGGUAGAAUUUUCUUUAAUCCUAGUACCUGUAAAGAAUAUGAAUGAAGUCCAAUUAUUUCAACGUGCAGAUAAUUGCGUUGUUUAUGCUUUCUUUAAUACCAUGGCCGGGCCCCACAGUUUUCAAAAUCUCAUGCCCGCGAGAUAAUGCCCGAAUCGUGCGAAAAAUCAUCCAGAGCAAAUGGAUACCCAUUUUAGAAAAAUACAAAGUCAGGUUACCCAUCGAAUGCCCCUUUCACCCCAUUAGAGACAUUUUCGGGCCCCAACAAGCCGCCAAGCAACAACACCGGCCGUCCCAAUGGACAUGCGGUCUCUGCGGCAAGUCAUUUUUCGAGGAGAAAUACUUGGAUAUGCAUUUCGACAAUCGUCAUAAGGGUUACAUUAAUAUGGCCGAAGACGCCGUGUGCCUUGCAGACUACUGCGACAUUAUGAGGUGUGACGUUUUGAUAACGCAAGACCCCAAAACAGUAUAUCCAGAUACCGUCAACACGGAUAUAGAAAUUUGGCGCGAAGCAUCCUCGUACACUAAAGCCUUGGCGACUUCCGGGCCACGCGAAGUCGCAAAAUACACCUUCAAAGAUGGAAUUUAUCCACAUUUGCAGAAGACCGGAAAAGCAACGAGACCCACCAAGCAUUGCCAGAAGAAUGAGGCACCGGAAGCGCCUAACAGAAACGAAGAGCGCCAAUCUGCAAGCGACGAAGACAAAUUGCAGAAUAGUUCAAAUAAUGUGUGUCAAAACGACCUGGUGGAUUCGGCUUUGCCGGCACCUGAUAACAGGCAGCAGAGGAUAGCGGAACUGCAAAAAUUGAAAGCGAAUUGUAAACCGGAAGAAUUACAGAAAAUUAAGACGAAAUGCGAGAUUUUGGUGCGGGAUUGCAUCGCGGGGUUGCUAAUACAGCUUUCGUUGAAGGAUUUUAAAGAAGUUGAAGACGAAUUAAAUAGGGCCGUUUGUUGGUACCUGACUUGUGACCGAUACUGGGAGGAUACGCAGGGUGAUAUCCGUAGCUUCCCUUGGGGUUUGCUAUGUAUGAUAAUAAUGGUUCUAUCUCUUGGUAUCUGCAUGUGUUAUUACAUCAUUUGGGUCUUGUUCGAUACCGAUGACGUCAGUGUUGCUAGUGCUAGUAUGACCGACAGAUCAACACCUUCACCAGCUCAUGUCCAUCGCCAUGAACCUCCACCACAAGUAGACGGUCAUCAGAUUUACACUGAGGAUUAUUACUUGGCUCCAGAUAAAGAUAACGAGUACAUAUACGUAACUUAUCCUCCUGAUUUAAAACGACGUCUUUUAGAAAGCUGCUACAAUCGAACUACCCGCUUGUGAGACCUAGUACGAAGAAAUCGUUUAGCUCAAUUUUAUUUAUUUUGUAGAUUGUCUUCUAAAACAAACUCCAUACUGAAAACAUUCCAAAAUUAUAAAUAGGAAAAUACUCAAAAAUGUUAACAUUUUUAGGAAUUUUAAUAUUUUUAAGUAAAUUUUCUGAUCUAGAUUGUAGUGUAGAUAUAAUUAGAGUUUUGGUAUUCAAUAGAAGCAAGUUGGACUGAUAUUUUUCUCAGUUCAAACAUACCUUAUUUUUUAACAAACAAGUAGUACAUUGGCAUCAUUUUUGAACGUCAUACAAUUUCAAAACGGAAUUUAAUUUCACUGCUUGCUAUUUCAUGCAUUGUUAGAUCAUUAACAUGAAAAAACGGAAUUUUACCUAAAAUAAUCCAGUCUGAAUUCCAUCCUACGAUUACCAAACAAACCCAGUAUAACUGCAAUUUGUUAAAAUUAGGUGUAGUGUUUAGUGUAAUAAAUAGUUAGCUUGAUGUUAUUUUGUUUUUAUUGCAACGAUGUACAUAAUGAUAGUUGGAUAACUUUUGUACAUGUGAAAUACUUUACUAUGCACCUUUUUGAGCAUUGCAAUGAAUGUAAAUUUACAUCUUUAAAACCAUGUUCAUAAUUUAUAAAAAUGUAAUAAUAUUCAAGGAUCAUAAUAAAG